UUUUAUUCUGGCAACUUUAGUUUCGAAAGUUCAAUUUCGCAUGGCGGACGUGCAAGUGGGUUCUGUUAUUUGUUGGUGAUAAAAUUUCAAUAAUUAUCUCAUUGUGUGUCCUUAUGGAAAGAGUAAUUCAGAUGCUUUUAUUUCUUUGUGGACGUGCUUUAUUUAUUCCUUAACGUUAGAUGAUGUUAAAGAGUUCUUUAUAGUUGCAUUGUGUGAACUGCAUAAAUAUUUUUAAUAAAAAUGGGAAAAUGUGACGAAGCCAAUGUCGAAGUUAGUAUGGGGGACUCGGCGUCCCCCAUGAAACCUGAUAAUUUCACGUUCACCGUGCCUCCGGAGGCUCCUGUCUUCGAGCCAACACCGGAGGAGUUCUUGGAUCCACUAGCGUACAUCAGCAAAAUAAGACCAAUCGCUGAGAAGUCUGGGAUAUGCAAAAUAAAACCACCAGCGCACUGGCAACCACCAUUUGCUGUGGAUGUGGACCGGUUGAGGUUUACACCAAGAAUCCAACGCCUCAAUGAACUUGAGGCCAUCACUCGAGUGAAGCUGAAUUUUCUUGAUCAAAUCGUCAAAUUCUGGGAGUUGCAAGGGUCUGUACUGAAGAUACCUACGGUUGAAAGGAAGCCGCUCGAUCUGUAUGCCUUGCACAAAAUAGUUAAGGAAGCUGGCGGUUUCGAAGUAUGCUCCGCUGAACGCAAGUGGUCUAAAAUAGCGCGGCGCAUGUGCUUCCCUCAAGGCAAGGGUAUUGGGUCCAUUCUGAAAAGUCAUUACGAGCGAAUUUUGUACCCUUACGAUGUGUUCAAGAACAGCGGGGUCGUCGGUGACAAUAAGGAGACGAAGAUCGAAGUGAAAGGGGAGCAAACGCCCGAGAAAGCUAUAACCGGUCGGAAUCGGUCCUCAGCGGGGGGCAAAUGUGCCGCCACCCCGCCCCCCGCCGCCCCCGCCACCCCCGCGCGACGGUACAAGCCCGCCGACCCCGAGCCGGCCAGCGGGCCCCCCUCCCUGCCCACCACCGCGGCGGGGGGACCCCCCACCACGCCUGUCAAGGAGGAGAAGGAGGAGAUGCGCAGGAGCCCCCGCGAGAACAAAUGGAUGUCAGCGGGUGCCGCAUGCGGUGGCAGAGCCAGAGUGACUCGCUCCACCAGACUGCGGGAGCACCGCAUGUCCAACAUGACCGUGUCAGUCACCCCGGCGCCUCAACCCGCGCUCGCGCCGAGGGUCGACGACCCGUUGGCCAAAUACAUGUGCCACGUAUGCGGACGCGGCGACAUCGAAGAACAAAUGUUACUAUGCGACGGCUGCGAUGAUUCCUACCACACUUUCUGCCUUGUGCCGCCGUUAGCUGAUGUGCCUAAAGGUGAUUGGAGGUGCCCCGUCUGCAUCGCUGAGGAGGUAUCGAAGCCAACAGAAGCGUUCGGAUUCGAGCAGGCUUCACGAGAGUACACCUUGCAACAGUUUGGAGAGAUGGCCGAUCAGUUCAAGUCGGAUUACUUCAACAUGCCCGUACAUAUGGUGCCCACAUCGACAGUAGAGAAAGAAUUCUGGCGCGUGGUGUCUUCAAUAGAUGAAGAUGUAACCGUCGAAUACGGCGCUGACUUGCACUCCAUGGACCAUGGAUCCGGGUUCCCUACUAAAAGUAGCGCCCACUUAUAUCCGGGCGAACAACAGUAUGCGGAAUCCAGUUGGAACCUCAACAACUUGCCCGUACUGGAGGGGUCCGUCCUGGGCCAUAUCAAUGCAGACAUAUCCGGCAUGAAGAUCCCGUGGUUGUACGUGGGCAUGUGCUUCGCGACUUUCUGUUGGCACAACGAAGAUCACUGGAGUUACUCCAUCAACUAUCUGCACUGGGGAGAACCGAAGACAUGGUACGGUGUCCCGAGUUCUAAAGCGGAACAGUUCGAAGCGGCGAUGAAGGCCGAAGCCCCCGAGCUGUUCCAGCUGCAGCCCGACCUGCUGCACCAGCUGGUCACCAUCCUCAACCCCAACGUGCUCAUGAAGGCCGGCGUGCCCGUCUACAGAACGGAUCAGCACGCAGGCGAAUUCGUGAUAACAUUCCCGCGAGCUUACCACGCCGGAUUCAACCAGGGAUACAACUUUGCUGAAGCGGUCAACUUUACGCCUGCCGAUUGGUUGAAAAUGGGCCGCGAAUGCAUCGCCCACUACUCCACAUUACGGCGGUACUGCGUGUUCUCGCACGACGAGCUCGUCUGCAAGAUGGCUCUAGAAGCGGAUUCUUUGAGCGUCACCGUAGCUCUGGCGGCUUAUAGGGACAUGAGGACGAUGUUACACGAUGAGAGGAAACUUAGAAAAGGACUAUUGGAUUGGGGUGUGACGGAAGCGGAAAGAGAGGCAUUUGAACUCCUCCCCGACGACGAGCGGCAAUGCCAACUGUGCAAGACCACUUGCUUCCUGUCCUGUGUCACGUGUUCCUGCACAUCCCACGUGGCCUGCUUGAGGCACUACGCGCAGCUGUGCGACUGCGACCCGAGGGUGCAUAAACUGAGAUACCGUUACACCCUAGACGAGUUGCCCGCGAUGUUGGAGAAGCUCAAGAAGAAAUCUGAAUUGUUCCGCGAAUGGGCGGAGGCGGUGCAGAAUGCUUUGGAUCCCGACACGCCGAAGACUUGCGACUUGGACGGAUUGCGGGCUAAUCUGCGAAGAGCGCACGAUUUGAAGAUGCACAAAACGGAGCUAGUGCGAGCUCUAGAAAUAGCCAUAGAAGAUGCCGAGAAGUGCGCCAGCGUCAUCCAGCAGUUGGACCUCAACAAGAUGCGAACCCGAACCCGCCAGCACGACCCCAAGUACCGCCUCACUAUACAUGAGUUGACGCUGUUCGCCGCUGAAAUAGACGGACUCGCCUGCGUAUUGCCUGAAGGUUCAGCGGUUAAAGAAGUGUUGAGACAGACGUCGGAGUUUGAGACCCGCGCGACGGAACUGUUGAACCGCGACUUGGACAAGACUGAUGCGGCCAUACUUAGAGAUAUUGACGAGGUGGUCGAAUUAGGCUCGCAACUAUGCAUAGUUUUGCCUCAAUUAGCGCCGUUGCAAGCUCGCCAGCAGCAAGUCAAGUUCUUAGAAGAAGUCAGAACGUACCGGGAGGAUUGUUCCACCUUAACACCGGAAGUUAUUGAUAGAUUACUGGAAGACGCGACCACGGUUGUACCUCAUUAUAGAGUGGAAACGGAGAGGGCGCUGUUGUGUAAACUCAAAGCCCAAGUGGAAGAAUGGGAGAGCAAAGCACGUGCAGUCCUCAUAGACACGAAUAAAACCCGUGACCCUCGUACCGAGUUGGAACCGCCUUACACCACAUUGGCAGAAGUGGAUGCUUUAUUGGCCGCAGCUGAUGACAUUGAAGCGGCACUGCCUUCACAGCACGCUUUGUCUACUGCCCGUCAUCAUGCCACCGAUUGGUUGGCCAAGGUCGAAGAGAUGCAGUCCAAAGACCUCUACCCGUACAUGCACAGCGUGGAGGCUCUAGUGAAGAAAGGUCAACAAAUACCUCUACUUUUGUACGAGAAGGACCAACUGGCCAGCGCUUUGUUAUCAGCGAAAGAGUGGAAACGAGGGGCCGCUGAGAUGUUUCUUAAACAGAACUGGGCGUAUUCUCUACUCGAAGCUCUGUCCCCACGUACCGAGUGCCCAUCAACGCCACGCCGUAAGCCUCGGCCGAGCACCGAUCCCGCGCCCUCGUCGCUAGAAGCCGGGCUGUUUCUGCGCAACUUCAGCGAAGACUCCACGCCUACGGAGAUUGUGGCCGCUUUCAAGCAGGCCGAGCAUAGAGAACUUGCCCUUAUCAAAGAGCUCAGAGCUCGAAAUAUGCGCAAGGAAGUAAGAGCGCCGCCCGCAGCCGGAAUUACUUUCUGCGUAUGCCAAAAACGACAGUAUGGUGUAAUGACGCAGUGUGAACUCUGCAAGGACUGGUUUCAUGCGUCGUGCAUAGCAUCCUCUAAAGAAGAACGUAGCGAAUCUCCGAGCCGCAUAGAGAUGCCGUUCGCAAGUCCGGAGCCGAAGUUCCUGUGUCCGGAUUGUACGCGCACGAAACGACCGAGACUGGAUCGCAUAUUAGCGUUACUGGUGUGGCUACAAAAGCUGCCGGUCCGGCUAGCGGAGGGCGAGGCCCUACAAUGCGUGACGGAGCGCGCGAUGGCGUGGCAGGACGGAGCGCGAGCCCUGCUGGCCAGCCCCGCGCUCGCAGACCUGCCCCCCCACCCCCACCCCCACCAUGACAACGCGCAGGCCAAUAGAGAAAAAUCGGACAAACUAAAUGCUGAACUGAAAAAAGCGACUGGAAGAGUGCACGACAUGUCACAAAAUUCGAGAUCGUCGGCCAGUAUGGAGCACGCUUACAGUGCGACGCCGCGGUCCCCCGGGACGAGGGUAGCGCCAGGGUUACUUCAGAAACUUGAGGACCUCAUGCUGGAAGGUGAUCUGCUAGAGGUGCGGCUAGAAGAACAGAGCCAAGUAUGGGCUUGCGUAUGGACCGCGCGGGGCGCGGAGGGGGGCAGUGCGUCGCGAGGGGGGAGGGUGCUCGACGCGGGCAGGAGGAAGCGGCCCCAGCGGCCCCCGCACCAUCACCAUCAACACAAGAGGACUAGGCCCACGCAGCAUAGGGGAGCGGCACCAAAGACAACCCUUAAGCGUGGCUCGGCCACCACCACGAAUUAUCUCAACAGAAAACAGGGUUUAUCAUCCGGCUCCGGUCUGAUGAUGAGGAAGCACUACAUGGCGCGCCAGGAGCGACGCAAGCGAGGCCUCGCCGCCACCACCAGGGGGAAGCAUCCCAGGCAGGCAAGAAUGGGUCGCGGCGCGAAUGCGAGCGGUGGAGCGGCCGCAGCGGCGACGCGGCGGCGACACAGCACCAGUUCUUCGCAGUCUUCCGCCGAUGAUGAUGAAGAUUGUGCCGCGGCAGACUGCUUGAGGCCUACGGGCAAGGAAGUGGACUGGGUGCAGUGCGACGGGGGCUGCGACCAGUGGUUCCACAUGCACUGCGUGGGGCUGCGACGCGACGCGCUGCGAGACGACGACGACUACCCAAACCUACUCGUCGCCUGCGUUGCCCCCGUCGCCAUUGAAGUCGCCGAUGUCGCCACGACUGUCGCCAAUGCGUACUGUGAUACAGUGACUGUGCAAUGACAAAGUGAAAUGUUUGCGAACAGUUGAUCGAUAUGCGUCUUAUUAAAGUGUGUCUGUGAAGUGUGUGCAAUUUCAAUCGGAUAAAAUCUAAAGGUUUCUCAAACAGUGGAUUGAAUUAUGAUCGGACUCGCAAUCACAAGGACAUUAGACUAUUGCAAAACUCGUUUGCAAAUCUAAUAAGCAUUGACUUGACUGCGUUUCUAUUAUAAUGUUUACACGCGUACGCUCUGAAGGUAGUAUUUUUUACUGUAUUAUUUUUAAGAAAUUGUUGUUUUUUGAUUUUUUUUGUAUCCUUCAUUACAUUUUAUUUAUAAGAAGAUCCACGAAUGAAAUUUUUAACAAUACUGCUCCAAAUUUAGCAAUAUAGACAAAUUAUAUUAUUUUGAAUGCAUUUUUCUUUUUCACGAUUUUGAAAUAUAUUUUUGAGAUUGAUUAUGAAAGUUUGAACUACAAAAUAUAUAGGAAGGAAACUUAAACUGGUAUAGACAAUAUAGAGGCAUUGAUGCAUUCAAUAGCUUUCUAAGCCGGGAAUCGAACUACAUAGACAUAAUUUUUAUUAAAACAUUUUCAGUGUUGUGUUUCAGUGUUUAAAUUUAGAUUAAAUAAAAAAGUAAUUCAUUGAUUCAUAUUUACAAGCUAGCAACAUUCGAGAAAUUAAAAUACACGAAAAAACACUUUAGCUGAAGCGUGUUAAAGUCUUAUGCGGAUUAGGGGGUUUUCGAGCAUUGGGCUUAUUUAUUUCAAAGAUAAACUAUAUUUCCAUGAACAAUAGACAAGUCCAAUGAAACUUCCAAUCAAAUUGAGUCCCAGCUAAUGAACCAAUGUUUAUGAACAAAAUAAUUAUUCAGAAAUGUGCGAUGUAAUAAGUUGCAUUGUUCGCGCUUCAAUUAUAAAUAGUUGUUGAAUUUUAAAAUAUCGAUGUUGUAGUAUCCCUGGUCCCAAUAUCGACAGUGUCCCAACAUACAGUUACAGUAGUAUAUUUGAAUAAAUAAACUUGUUAACAGAUAUAUAAUGUGAUCAGUUAAUCACUUAAUAGCUACACUGAAGAUAAGAGAGUUGUGAAACGGUUAGAAGGCCUUGUUUAUUCAUUGAAAAAAAAAACAGAAUUAACAAGUGAAUCAUAUAGAAAAAAAUAGAUUAAUUUAUAACUGUGCUUGUCGUCUUCUCAUCAGUAUGAACUUCUUCAUCCCAGUAUAUGUUGGAAUGUCAACUUUAUGUUUUGUUAAAAUAAUGUAGUUAUUUAAUCUACGUUCAGACUAGUAACGCAGCUGGCCAAGUACUUUUGAAGCUAAUGGGAUGCAUGGGUAAUUUUCUUAAAACGGUUUAUUGUACAACUUGUGGAAACAAAGUUUGUAAGUAACUUUGCAUAACCUGUAUGAUUUGUAAUAUAUGAUAUUUUAAAAAAAGCUUUAUCUUAGGCAAUCUGGUUUCAUCAGUGAGUUAGUUUUUAUCGAUCAGGAGAUUGAUCCAAUUAAUGAGCCAAAUCCAAUAUUUACUGCAAAUACUCUCAUAUAAUUCUGCUAUUACGGCAAACAUUUAAAAAUCAAUAGUAUUUGUUCGGGUGUAGUUUUGAAAAUUGGAUUCAAUUGCUCAAAACCAUGUUUACUUCAGAUUUAAGCUGGCUUAAUUCUUGCUUGGUAUUAAUUUUUUCUUAGAACAAAUUUCCAGCCAGCGGUUUUCGGUGAGUACAAGACGUUAAAUCUGAAUAUGUGCUCUUUUGAAACCCGUUUAAUCAAUUUUUAACUAAUGACUGGUGUUGAUGUUUAAAAUACAAUUGACAUAAUAUUUUGCAAAAAUCAAAUAGUAGGACCCUGUAGGCCAAUGAUAAGAGGGGUUUACGAAAACUUUGAUAAUAUUUGCCCAUACAGUGUUAAGUGUGAAAAAGCACUUCGUUGGAUCUAUUUGAACAAAAGAAA
This is a messenger RNA of Chilo suppressalis (striped riceborer), 7046 nucleotides long. The record is from the annotation of a GenBank genome assembly. NCBI's taxonomy places the organism in Eukaryota, Metazoa, Arthropoda, Insecta, Lepidoptera, Crambidae.